UGGCCGUGAGUUUCGCUACUGAUGAUUGCGGAGAUUGGGCGUGAGUUCUGGGCUGCUUCAUGCCGUCUCUGUUCCGAUUGACGCAUUGCAAUGCCAACCCGUGAAAAGGUUGCAUUGGCGGUGGGCUGCUGAUGGGUCGGUGUCUUUGCGUGAUUUUGGUCGAGGAGCUUGCACUCGUCGGUCGCGUUAAGCGUCGGAUCUAACGAACGGAAAUUUGCAUCUCUCGCGAUGCAUUUGAAGGGAGGAUUAGGAAAGCAAGUCGGUGCGGAUGUAACCGCUGAAGGUCGACGGCAACCCUUUGAUCGGUAUGGGCAAAAGCUUGACUAGGCGUGUAUUUGAAUGGAAUGAGCCAGCAGAAAGACUAUACUAGGGACAAUAGAUGAUGCAAACUAUUGCUUUGGAGGAGCAAAAUGCUGUCCUCAAGCAGUUUGGAGCAGGGGGAUAUGGAGGGUCAGAUAGCAUGAUCAAUGAUGAGGCAGAACUCCAGCAACAUCAGAAACUUGAGAAGCUUUACAUAUCAACACGUGCUGGCAAGCAUUUCCAAAAGGAUAUUGUACGUGGAGCAGAAGGAUACAUAGUUACUGGGUCAAAGCAAGUUGAGAUUGGAACAAAAUUGUCAGAGGACAGUAGAAAAUAUGGUUCUGAAAAUACUUGUACCAGUGGUAGUACUCUAACAAAAGCUGCCUUAAGUUAUGGACGGGCUUGGGCUCAAAUUGAGAAAGAGCGUGGGAAUCUCUUGAAAGCUCUAGGGACACAGGUUGCAGAACCAUUAAGAGCGAUGGUAACGGGAGCUCCCUUGGAAGAAGCACGGCAUCUUGCUCAAAGAUAUGACAGGAUGAGACAGGAAGCUGAAUCUCAGGCUAUUGAAGUUUCCAAGCGCCAAGCAAAAGUGAGGGAUUCUCCAGGCAAUGCUGAGAAUGCUACAAAACUGGAAGCCGCAGAAGCAAAGCUGCAAGAUCUCAAGUCAAAUGUGGCAGUAUUAGGGAAAGAAGCUGCCGCUUCCAUGUCUGCUGUUGAAGCUCAACAACAGAGGUUAACACUCCAGCGGCUUAUUACCAUGGUUGAAGCGGAGCGUACUUAUCAUAAGAGAGUUCUUCAUAUUCUUGAACAGCUUGAAGCCGAGAUGAUGUCAGAAAGACAACGUAUUGAAGCACCUCCUGGCCCAAGUUUGGACAACAUGAGUGCACCUCCUUCAUAUGAAGAAACCAAUGGCAUCUAUGCAUCACAUAUGCAAAAUGGUUCUGCUGAUAGAAUGAGUUACUUUCUGGGAGAGGUUACUCAUCCAUAUCAAGCUGAAUCUGAUGUUGAGCUGAAUCUAUCAAUCGGUGAUUAUGUUGUCGUCCGAAAGGUGACUAACAAUGGGUGGGCAGAAGGUGAAUGUAAAGGUAAAGCGGGAUGGUUCCCAUUUGGGUAUGUUGAAAGAAGGGAGCGUAUUCUUGCAAGCAAAAUGGCCGAAGUGUUUUAGAUUUCUUUAGUAUUCCUUUCUUGGGGAUCAAUGCUUUUGAUGUGUACGAUAUGUAUUCUGGGGUAUAAUUGAUGUGUUUGUGCAAUUUAUGGAACACCUAGCCUUCUCGUUGGGUCCAAUUGAUACUCCCAGUUUGUGGAACAAUCAAAUUGCUGUUGUGAGGAAUCUGAUCGGAGUGCUCACCAAUACUUGUGGAUGGUGGAUUGAUCGUCAACGAGGGAACCUUUCUGAGCUACUGUUUACAUACUUGGAGUGUGUUCUUUCCUGUCGCUGAAAUAUGUCGUACUAGAACAAUUAGAACAUUUGGGGAAGUAUGGAUGUCGGAAUGUCAUUAUAUUUCAUUGACAAGGAUAAAAGGUAAAUGGAGAAAGUUUUUUUUAAGGACA
Messenger RNA from Eucalyptus grandis, 1851 nucleotides. RefSeq names its product SH3 domain-containing protein 2. Gene Ontology annotation, molecular function: protein binding. The transcript is spliced from 10 exons. The record is from RefSeq and is a predicted model, not a curated record. The coding region runs from base 380 to 1465 and encodes 361 amino acids. Lineage: Eukaryota; Viridiplantae; Streptophyta; Magnoliopsida; Myrtales; Myrtaceae.